Molecule: messenger RNA, 1315 nt
Organism: Oppiella nova
Lineage: Eukaryota; Metazoa; Arthropoda; Arachnida; Sarcoptiformes; Oppiidae
Source: the annotation of a GenBank genome assembly
AUUUAAUUUAUAGUUAUUUUGUUAAUAUAAGCACUACAGUGUAUUCAAAUUGUAGGACUAAAUUGUAAAACAAACUAAAGUAGUCUAAGCAAACAAAAUGUCAGAAAUGCUUAAGAAUUUGAACAGAGAAUCACAAAACUCUGAAAAUAGGGUCUCUGUUGAGGAUCAGCUAAAAGUGUAUGAAUUAUGUAAAACACAUUUAAGCGGUCAUUGGAGUGAUGUUAGUGCCGAUCAACUGGUCAUCAAACGCGUUACGGGCGGAUUUAUAAACAAAUCAUAUUGCUGCAGUUUGCCGCAAAUUGCACAAACCGGUCAUGAUAAAGUGUUCAUCAGAUUAAACGUGGACUGUCCUGAUAAAUUUUUUGAUAAGACACACGAAUUGGUUGCAAAUAUAUUUGCAUCGCAAACAGAUAUAUCACCAAAAAUAUUAGGCAUAUUUGAGAAUGGAUUCAUUGCUGAAUAUAUUGACUGCCAUUAUUUCACUGCCGAGGAUGACCUGAACCCUAGAUGUGUGGCACUGUUAGCCAAAAAGAUGGCAAAAAUGCAUUCACUAGACGUACCCAUAGCUAAGGACAGCCACCAGUUCCUUAUGAAAAACUAUUGGGAUUUGUUUGCGGCCCCGAUAUUCGAGUCCUACAAAAAGGGACACAUCUAUGAAGAGAUCCAAAGACACAAAUUGCAGACAUUUAUGGAAAUGGAUUUAUGCGAUGAGAUGUCGUGGGCUAUGGAGGUGUCGGUAGGUUUGGGAGGGCCGGUAGUCUUCACGCACAACGAUCUCAUGCGUCGUAAUAUAUUAGUCCGCAAUACGUGUCAUACAAAUGCCGACGAUUUGAAUGUCUUUAUAGUGGACUACGACUGGAAUUGUUAUAUGUUUAGGGGCGCAGACUUUGCCGACUAUUUCAUCGACUGGUGUCAACCGGAACUGGAUUUCGGUGGCAAUGACUUCCCGACCGAUCAACAGAUGGGCGCAGACUUUGCCGACUAUUUCAUCGACUGGUGUCAACCGGAACUGGAUUUCGGUGGCAAUCACUUCCCGACCGAUCAACAGAUGUAUGCCUUUAUCGACGCCUACAUCUCAGAAAUGAGUGCACUUUCGGGCGAUUCCUAUACUAAACGUGUAGUGAAUUCACGCGAAACACUGGUAAUGGAGGCAAAAAUAGGAAUCGAUGAAAACCCGGAGUAUUUGCUAAAAGCAGAGGCCAACAAUGUAUCGGUUGAGGAUCGGCUAAAAGUGUAUGAAUUAUGUAAAACACAUUUAGGCGGCCAUUGGAGUGAUGUUAGUGCCGACCAACUAGUCAUCAAACCCACGACGUAA